AUGUUAGGGAUACGUUCGGCUUGGAAGGACGAGCUACAGGCUACAGCUGCAGAGAUGGUAUACGGUGAACCAUUACGACUCCCGGGCGAAUUUCUGGGUCAGACAACAGGACCUAAUACAACAUCAGACUUUGUGCAGAACUUGAGGUUACAUGUGCAGCAGUUUCGACCUGUGGAUGGAACGAGACACGGCGAGAAAGCACCCUUCGUGUUCAAGGGCCUCGCUACUGCAAGCCACGUCUUUGUACGUCACGAUGGACCAAAAGGACCGCUCCAACAUCCCUAUGACGGUCCAUACAAGGUUGUUUCCCGAGGAGAGAAAGCAUUCGUGGUCAACGUUCGGAACAAAGAGGUCAAAGUCUCUAUCAACCGACUUAAACCGGCAUACGUCAUAGCCGAUUUGGACGACGACGCCAACAUCGAUGCCGACGAUGACAGGAUAAUCGAGUUUCAGCAUACUCCAGCCAUUCCAGAUGCGCCACCCAAACCACUUGUGCCAGAACAAUCGCAAGUACCUGUCGCGCAAUCACUUCCGGUACUACCACAGCCGCCACCGCCGCGAACGACGCGGUCAGGACGGCGGGUUCGAUUUCCGGACCGGUUACAAGUGGGAUUUCCGUGA
This is a messenger RNA of Agrilus planipennis (emerald ash borer), 621 nucleotides long. RefSeq lists its product as uncharacterized. The record is from RefSeq and is a predicted model, not a curated record. The transcript has a single exon. NCBI's taxonomy places the organism in Eukaryota, Metazoa, Arthropoda, Insecta, Coleoptera, Buprestidae. Bases 1 to 621 code for a protein of 206 amino acids.